Molecule: messenger RNA, 621 nt
Organism: Lottia gigantea (owl limpet)
Lineage: Eukaryota; Metazoa; Mollusca; Gastropoda; Lottiidae
Exons: 5
Biological process (GO): anatomical structure development
Molecular function (GO): protein binding; calcium ion binding; extracellular matrix binding
Source: RefSeq, a predicted model, not a curated record
AUUACAGAUCCAUGUGAGAAGAAACGAUGUCGACGUGGUGAACAGUGUAUAGUAGAUGAGAAACGGCAGCCAUCUUGUGUCUGCUACCAAAACUGUGAAGAGGAGACAGACGAACGAUACUGGGUCUGCAGCACUAAGAACAUCACAUAUAAAAGUGAUUGUCUAUUAGACAGAGAACAUUGUCUCUGCAGGAGAAAAGAUGCCGCAUGUAAAAAUCUUGCCGAGAAAAAAGUUCAUCUGGACUAUUAUGGUGGAUGUAGAGAUUUGACAGCCUGUCCUAAAGACGAAUUUCAGGAAUUUCCAAACCGACUCCGAGAAUGGUUGUUUAUUGUCAUGAAACAAUUGGCCGCCAGAGAAGAACUUCAUGAAUACCUAGAUCUGUUAGAAUCGGCUAAAUCUGAUGCCAACCACACUGAUGCCUUGGUCUGGAAAUUCUGUGAUUUAGAUCAAAACCCACAAGACAGACGUGUUAGUCGACGAGAACUUCAGCACACUAUUCAAUCUUUAAAAGCCAUGGAACACUGUCUCGUGCCCUUCCUUAACGACUGUGAUGCUAAUAAUGACAGAAGGAUCACCCUCAGAGAGUGGGGUGGCUGUCUUAAUGCCGACCUCAGUAAGUAA